AUGAAGGUUGAAGAUCGGCAUGGGAAGAAAUACAUCUUGUCACCAACGCACAAAGAAGCUGUAGCAGAUCUGCUGGCAGAUGUUGGACCACUCUCCUACAAGCAAUUGCCUUUAUUAACUUCCUUCUGCCUCAGCAACAAAUACAGAGACGAACCUCGUCCGAAGCACGGCUUGCUUCGGUCUAGAGAAUUUUCUAUGCUCGACGCUUACGGUGCCCAUGCCUCGCCUGAAUGUGCGAAGGAAACAUACGAUAGGGUAACUAACUGUUCCAGACUUUGGAGCUGCCGAUUUACAGAGGUUAGGAGAUGGUCUCAUGUAAUUUGUAAUAGAGAACGCACUACACACAUGAACUAA
Molecule: messenger RNA, 354 nt
Organism: Parnassius mnemosyne (clouded apollo)
Lineage: Eukaryota; Metazoa; Arthropoda; Insecta; Lepidoptera; Papilionidae
Source: the annotation of a GenBank genome assembly